Messenger RNA from Gossypium raimondii (Peruvian cotton), 984 nucleotides. Its product is annotated as acyl-CoA-binding domain-containing protein 5-like. The record is from RefSeq and is a predicted model, not a curated record. Gene Ontology annotation, molecular function: fatty-acyl-CoA binding. The transcript has 6 exons. Bases 209 to 493 code for a protein of 94 amino acids. Lineage: Eukaryota; Viridiplantae; Streptophyta; Magnoliopsida; Malvales; Malvaceae.
UCUUUUCCCUUCCACUCACUCUGCCAUCGGUUCUUGUUCAUCGUUCCUUUUAUUUUCUUCAUUUUAUCAAGAACGAAAAACCGAUUUGUGGAGGUAUUUUCACUGUUCCCUUAAAAUCGAUUUCCCUUUUCUUUCCAGAGGUAUUUUAGCAGCUCGCACUCUUCCCCGAUUUCCUCAUUACAGGAAUGCUUGGCAAAAGCUGGGGAACAUGAGUCCAGAGGCGGCUAUGGAGCAGUAUGUUGCCCUUGUUUCAGAUAAAGUUCCGGGGUGGACGAAAGAUACUUCCGAUGGAGGGCGGAAAUUAGAAUCUGCAGACCAAGGCGUUGUUGGUUCUGUGGCUCCUGAUAUAGAUUCAUUUCCAGAUAAGCAGGCCAUUUUUAUGCAUGAAAGGAAUGCAGACUCGAAUACUGCUCCAGCAGGUGGUGACAUAACUGAGAGCGUAAGCCUUGAGAAGCAGGUACAUUGUGAAGUAAGAGGGAGUCUUGAACCUUGAGAUGUGGGGAAACCUUGAGAUCAAUUGAAUGUGGGGAAGAAUUGGAAGUUCCACCAAGAGAAGUAAUCAAAUUGGGUGCUCAGGCUGUUGUUGAGUUCAUGGCUAAUCUCGUUGCCAAGAGGGAUACCAAGGCAGCACCACCAAAGAAGGAGAAAGGUUUUUGGUUCAGGAUUUGCUCGAUUUGUUGGCCGUUCCGGACCGCAAAUAUGGACGACAACAUGUAACCAAUGAAUUACUACUACAGUUUUUUCUUUUUAGCCCAUUGUAUAUAUCUCAAAAAUGUUUUGGUUUCUUGUCAAAAUGUGUGUGUGUGUUUUCUUAUGCCAGUUCCAUUACUUUGUAAAUUAUUUGUGAGAUUGGUGAGCUUUUCUGCAAAGUUCAAAAUCCUGAUUGCUUGCAAGUGUUUUCAGAUUCAAGUGAAGUGAAAAACCUACAAUUGUAAAUCUUUUGGCAUCUAUUCUAUAGCAUCCAAAUUCUACUUUUAGUAUAAA